AUGUCCGAUGACAAGGGAAUCAGGGAUGAGAAAGAGAAGGAAGAGGCGAAAGAAAGGGCCCGAGGAGAAGGAGAACAAGGCAAUGGGGACGGAGAAAACGGCGAUUUGAAUGGAGAUGAUCUCGAAGGUGGGUUCAAGUUUAAGACAUUUAGAUAUAAUCUGUCAUCGUAGGGAUUUAAUAUAUCUAGAAUUUUAAUUAUCAACUUUUAAUUGCUAUACAUUUGUAUGGCAACUCUGUUAAGUGUCUUUAACUUUUUCAGAGCCGCGUUAAUACCCUAACAAUGGCGGUAUUUCUCGUAUGAUAUUUCAAAAUUUGAUACCUCGUUUAUGGCAAAGAAUCUCGUCUGCAAAAUAAUGCGAAGACAUUCUUUUAUGGCCAGACAUAAACAACGUAGGAAUACAAAAAUAAAAUAAUCUGCGAAUACAAUCAGACGACUGUCAACAACUUGUUUAGACUGUCCAUAUUGCAAUGAUUAUUAACCGAUCAAAAUGUUUCUAUGACGUCAUAAUUUUUAGACAUCGAUGUCCCGCCAACGCCCACACUCUUGGUCAGCGACGAUGCAACGGAGGACGCUGAGGAGGAUGUAAAGUCUUUGGAACAAGAAUUGAGUAAGCGCUCGCCUUAUCAGAGGAUGUGGAGAUUAGAGAUUUCGUUAAUCUCCCAUCCGGAUUAAGUUUUGUCUCUUUGAUUGUGGUCGUAUAAAGUGGAGGGGACAGUUGGGUUGUUGUCAUGUACUCGGCCAUGCUGAAACAAGACGACGCUAACGACCCCAAGCCCGAGAUGACCAAGAUGGAGAAACGUAAGGCCUCUCUGUCUGUCUACCGAGCUGUCUCUCUGCUCAUGUUCGUAUCUUUUCCUUUGUCCAUGUCACAUAUACAUCCCUAUGACAUAAAGGGUUCGGAUUUGUGAAUACAAACCGCCCGAGGGCAUGUCCAUUUGUCUGAUUGCCUUCCUCUGAUCUUCUUAACUCUGGGACGUUACAUAUUUACAUCGCUGUCUUCGUAUCUUCUGCCCCAUUUGCGUCGCUCUUCUUUGUUUUGUUUGUUCAGAAAAUGCAUCCAAAAAUCGAUUACGGUACAGUUUACCUUACAGUAAUUUACUUCAAUUUUUAGGCGCGUUAACGGUCGCUGAAGCCAGUCGUUUGACCCCGAGAAAGUGUGAGAUCUUAUUGGAGACAUUUACGGCGUUAAAACGACAUCUUGUCCAUAACAUCCAGACCUUGUUCAUUCGGUAAGUUAGGCAUCUUUCAUUGAAAAAAAGUACAUUACAAGAAAAUGACGGGUGCUAUAAGUAAUGAAACAGGAACGUUGGACAGGGUCCGGAAGUCCGGAGUUAUUUAGAUUAAUUUUUUGUAAUUAAAAAAUGGGAUUUAUCACGACGAUUUGUGAUACCAAAAACUUGUUGAUGCCUCAGCUACAGCCCAUCUAAAAUGUAUUGUUUACAGUCUGUUCUCCGAGUACCCCACUUACAAGGAUAUAUGGCCACAAUUCCGUGCCAUCCCGGACAGUUCGUUGAUGUAUUCAAAUGAACUCAAAAAGCAUGUUCAUGUGUUCUGCAAGGGGCUGACGAUGAUUAUAAAUUCGUUGAACACCGAGAAGGAGUUGUAUGUGGUCCUGAGGAAGUUGGCCAAGGCCCAUGCCAGGAAGAAUGUCUACAAAAAUCAUAUCAUGGUAAGGGGUUACCAAUGAAAUUUUUACAAUUUUUUGCCGUUUUUUCGACAUACGAUGACUCAAUAGAAACAAAAUUUACAUUACGCUUUCUCGAAUUUUCAGAACAUGCUUCCCGAGCUCUUAAACGUGAUGAAGAGCAAUGGAAUUGAUGUGAACGAUGAUGUGAAGGAAGCCUGGACCACUCUCUUUGACGUACUCGGCAACUUGGUUGACCCUUUGAAGACGGACAAUCUCAACUCCGCAUAA
Bursaphelenchus xylophilus (pine wood nematode) is the source of this 1917-nucleotide messenger RNA. NCBI's taxonomy places the organism in Eukaryota, Metazoa, Nematoda, Chromadorea, Rhabditida, Aphelenchoididae. The record is from the annotation of a GenBank genome assembly.